This is a messenger RNA of Rotaria sp. Silwood2, 324 nucleotides long. Lineage: Eukaryota; Metazoa; Rotifera; Eurotatoria; Philodinida; Philodinidae. The record is from the annotation of a GenBank genome assembly.
AUGAUAUUUGUUCAUCUCAUAUUUUGGUUGUUGAUAAUUCUUUUUAUUUAUUUUUUAAUUAAAUGUCAUGAAUAUAUAAAUGGAAUAAUUGUUUUUAUUGGUGGAUUAUUUAUUGAAAAACUUCAUUUAACGAAUGUUUUAUUUAAUAAUUCAACAUAUCAUGCAUUUGUUAAUUAUAUUUAUUGGCUUUUAAAAAGCAAUUCAUUGAUUACAAUUGUUGGUUUAUUAAUAGCUAUUUCAACAUUUUCGACACUCAUGGCAAUGUUUAAACAAUGGAUCAAAAUUGGUGUACUUAUAACAAUAUUGUAUUGGCUUGGUAGUUAA